This is a messenger RNA of Drosophila navojoa, 1117 nucleotides long. Its product is annotated as tRNA-specific adenosine-34 deaminase regulatory subunit adat3. Gene Ontology annotation, cellular component: cytoplasm; nucleus. The record is from RefSeq and is a predicted model, not a curated record. Gene Ontology annotation, molecular function: tRNA-specific adenosine-34 deaminase activity. Lineage: Eukaryota; Metazoa; Arthropoda; Insecta; Diptera; Drosophilidae.
ACUACUCGAUCAUUUGUAAGCAAUGGACAACAAUGAAAAUAAGGACAAUUUAUGCCCGCCAGCUACGAAAAAGAUAAAAAUUGACAAUUUUGGCAUAAAAGCAAUACUCUCCGAUGACUACAAAAAGGACAUAGAGCUGAUGCAGGUGCACAGCUGUCAAUUGGAGAGUAAACAACAGCUGCAGGCAGUCAUCAAAGAACUCGCCCUGAAGCUGCCACAUUUCCAGCAUUUGAAGCGCGUUCAUGACAGAAAUGUCUUAAUAUGUCCAUCAGAUGAUAUUAAAGAGUCGCUGGAGCAGCACUUGAAGCUACAUCAGAUCUCCGAUAAUGUUUUGGAGGCCCUCUGUCGCAAUGUGAAUGUGAUCGAAGUGCCUGCCAGUUCGGCCAAGCUGCGUGUGCAAUACGAAAAAAUGAGCAAAUAUUGGCCAUGCAAAUUUCACCCGGAUAAAUAUGCCGAAUCCUUGCAGAAUGGCAGUAAUUUUACAGACAGUCAAAGGGCGUACCACAAGCGCAUGGCCGAGCUGCUCUGGAAGCUAUCGACGGAUGUGAGCAAGGGACAAAACGUGGGCAUUUGUGUAGAUCCACGAAGGCCAAGCAUUGUGGCCAUAGCAGCUGCAGGCGACGGCAACAGUCAUCAGCAUUGCGUAAUGUGGCUGGUGGAUCAUGUAGCGCGCAGUCAACGUGGCGGCGCCUGGCAAUCGGAUGUGGAGUUCGUUAAAGACGAACCACACACAAAGAGCACCUUGAGUGGCUUACCACAAAUCUUUUACGACUAUCUAAAGCAAGACACAGCUUGCCAGGAUUUAAACCUGGGUGCUGAGCUGCCCAGGAGAGAGGAGCACCAGCAGCAGUCAGAGCCAGUUGUUGAGGAUAUUCAUGCUGAUAAUCUAUGCAAAUAUGGACCUUACCUGUGCACCGGCUACGAUGUCUACUUGCUGCGUGAGCCCUGUCUGAUGUGCUCCAUGGCGCUGGUGCAUAGCCGCGUCAAGCGCAUCUUCUUCCUCGAGCAGUCCGAGAAUGGCGCACUUACCAGCAAAUUCCAAUUGCACGCAGUCAAGGAACUGAAUCAUCACUACGAAGUUUUCCAAUUUACGAUGUGACAAAACUGCUUCAACAAA